GGGGGGCGAAGAGAGAGCAAAGCAGAGAGAGCGCUGUUCCCCAUAUGCUGAGGAGACAUGGGCGGUUGAACAAGCUGCCCCCACUGAAGCUUCCUGACUCAUGGGAGCGUCAGACCCUGAUCCCCUAGAGAGCCUGAAAACGCUGCCGAACCACACUUGAGAGAGAAGGAGGGGAGCCAGAGAGCAGAGGAAAAAAGUCCAGGCAUAGGAGAGGAGAGCAGAGGGAGGAAAGCCACAACGGUAGGCUGUCCCCUCAACCGCUGUGCUGUGAUGACGUCAGAGGGCAUGUGACCCAGGUUCUCCAGUGACAGCACAUGGAGGGCAGGAAAGAGACGAGUUUUAAAGCUGGUGCCUUUUGGGUUGUGUGAGGGCUCUGCUUGCCUCCCAAACAACCACAGAACCACAGACGUGCGGCUCGGGGUUGGUGUUUGAGGGCAGCCUGGAGUGUAAAUGGUUAAUCUUCGCAGGCCAACACCAGUCACAAGGACGGCGCUAAGCGAGACGUGUCAAGGGUCACGGAAACCACAGAGGAACCAACUUGGGACUUGCUGCUACCAGGGGCAGCUAUGGCAUCUAACAGUCUUUUCAGCACAGUGACACCAUGUCAACAAAACUUCUUCUGGGAUCCCAGCGCCACUCGGAGGUUCAGUCCGCCGUCCAAUAGCCUCCAGCCGGUCCCAGGGAAGAUGAACGAUGUGAGCUCUCCAGCCGGGCAGCCGGACGCGGCGGCGGCGGUGCCAAGACUGCGCCCCCAUGAAAACCGCAGCAUGGCCGAGAUCAUCGCCGACCACCCGGCGGAGCUGGUUCGGACCGACAGUCCCAACUUCCUCUGCUCGGUCCUGCCCUCCCACUGGCGGUGCAACAAGACGCUGCCUGUCGCCUUUAAGGUGGUUGCCCUGGGAGACAUACCUGAUGGGACUGUUGUCACAGUGAUGGCGGGCAAUGAUGAGAACUACUCCGCCGAGCUGCGGAACGCCUCAGGUGUGAUGAAGAACCAAGUAGCACGUUUCAACGACCUUCGCUUUGUAGGCCGCAGUGGCAGAGGCAAGAGCUUCACGCUGACAAUCACAGUAUUCACCAAUCCCCCACAAGUGGCCACUUACCACCGAGCCAUAAAGGUCACCGUAGAUGGACCACGCGAACCCAGGAGGCAUCGUCAGAAGCUUGAGGACCCUCCCAAGACUGGUCUCUUCUCAGACCGCCUCAGUGAGCUUGAGAGGAUGAGGGUAAGGGUCGGCGUUCCCACUCAAGCGCCCCGGCCAACUCUCAACACAGCAGCCAACUCCUUCAACCCACAGGGACAGACACAGAUAGCAGACCCUCGUCAGUCCCAGUCCUCUCCUCCCUGGUCGUAUGAACAGACGUACCCAUCCUACCUGAGUCCCAUGGCGUCCCCCUCAGUCCACUCCACCACCCCCCUCUCCUCCACCCGAGGCACAGGCCUGCCUGCCAUCAGUGACGUACCUAGACGAUUGCCAGGUUCUUCUGACCUGAGCCCGUUCCCAGGUCAGUUUGAGCGUCAGUUCCCAGGUCUCUCCUCCCUCACAGAGAGCCGUUUCUCCAGCCCACGGAUGCACUACCCAGCCACCUUCACCUACACCCCGCCAGUCACCACGGCCAUGUCGCUGGGCAGUGCCCACUACCACACCUACCUUCCCCCACCUUACCCGGGCUCCACCCAGAGCCAGAGCGGACCCUUCCAGACCAGCAGCACACCCUAUCUCUACUAUGGUGCUUCAUCCGGCUCUUACCAGUUCUCCAUGGUUCCCGGUGGGGAUCGCUCGCCCUCCCGGAUGAUCCCACCUUGCACUAGCGCCUCCACGGGGACCUCCUUGGUGAACCCCAACCUGCCCAGCCAGCCGGAGGGAGGGGUGGAUGGCGACGGGAGCCACAGUAACUCCCCAACUGUUCUCAACCCUGGAGGCCGCAUGGAUGAAGCUGUCUGGAGGCCAUAUUGAAGAAAAGCAGGGGGCGGAGAUUGGAAGUUGACUGAUGUCAUGGUUUGAAAGCACAAAACCUUUUUUUAUAUUGAGAAAGGGAUUUUUGAGCUCUCAUCAGCAGCCUCUACCUUUUGCUUGGAAAUAAAGUUGGAGAUCAAAAAAAGACCAGACAUGUAUAAACUUGUCUUCCUGGAAUGUCUUUUGACCAAGGCACAACAAAGGGAGUCAUUCUCACAGCAAUACUGAGAAAGACAAUGUUGGUUUACUAGGCCCAGGUGGAUGAGACAUUAUUUCAGUUAUAUUAUAAUCCACAAGCUAAGGGAUGCUUCAGCAACAUUUGUAAAAGACUGCCUCUUUUGUAUAGUAUUUGUAUUUCAUCAAGGCUUUUUGCAGAGCAUGUUUUUGUACUACGACAAUAUCAUGAUGCAAGUUGAGCACUGAGUAGCAAGUGAUGAGAGUGACACAUGUUACCUUAAAUGGUAUGGACCAUAAAUUUAGCUUUAAACCAGUUAAUUUAACUUGUAUAUUGUGGGUGAGACAUUGAUGUAGAUUGAGACAUUUUCUUAGUUUUAACUUAUAAAGCCAUAAAUUAUGUAUUGUAUUUGAAACUUGAGUCAAAGAAGUAUAAUCUGAAUGUUUUUGAUGCGUCUAUAUGACUAAGUUAAAAUGAUUAUUUUUUAUUUUUUUGAUAGGUAAUUUAAGAGAGUGAGGUUUAAUGUUUUCUUUUGUAGUACCCAAAGAUCUAAAUCGUUUCAAAUAUGAAAUGUAUUUUUCCAAAGAGUAUUGCAACAUGUUUCUUCUGGUAUAACUUUCACUGUAACUGCUCCACAUGUUAAAAGCCCAACAUCCUAGCAAGGCGUUGACACACAUUUGGCUUGGAAUUAAACCUGUGGUAUUUAUUGAGCAAUAACUCGCAUUGUGCCUCUUGGCAACAUACCAUGAAAGAGAGCUUCCAAUGGGGGAAAAUAGUUAUCCAUUCCAUCAGGGGAAAUUCUGCUUGAUUUCUUUAGUUUGUUUAGUCUGUCAUGCAGACAGAUCCGUGUGUGUUUUCUUCUCCAAGUAAGAAAUGGUACAUUUAAGGACAAAUUGACAGGUAGCGUAGCCAAAAGAUGAUUAUGGUGGAGACACACCUAGAAGUGCAAUCCAGAGCAGCAGGUAAGACUUUAACGUUCAGUUAUUUUGUUAUAGAUGAAUGCCUCAGGACUGGAAUAAUUCUCGGAUGAUCCCACAGGUUUACUAAAUCUGCAUGUUUUUGUGUUUUUUACAUAUCCAGCCCAGAUGAAUGCUUUGUCAAGAUUAUAGCGAAAAACAUGCCAACACCAUUAUAGCUUUCAUAAUUUGUGCAAAAGCUAGCUUUGAAAAGUGUGUCUUAGUGUGUGAUGCACACAGGUACUUUGUUGUUGCAUUUGCCCCUUUCUCUUGGAGUCUUGAAAAGGAGAUACCACGGUUAGAGACAAGAGGCUGUGACAUUCCUUCAGAUGUAUAUUUCAUUUCUAGUUUUUGCUUUUGUUGACAUGUUUUACCAAAUCCAUUUGUAUCAUCCUCAUUAACCAGUGUCAACAAUCAAAAAUAAUAUGGCACCAAGAUGAGCUGGAGGUGUGAUAUUUUUAAAUUUGAAAUUACUCUGAGAUCUUUUUUUUUAAAGUGGUGGAGUAAAAGAAUAAAAGCACAAAAACUAAAUGAUCGGAUUCAGCUGCUGGCAGCAAACAUAUGGGAGACUUGUGUAUGUUUUGUUUCAUAAAGCACUUGGUUUUUUUUUAUUUUUUAUAUCUAGCAGCACUUGCAGCUGACUGGAGUCAUCAGUGCACACAUACAAAAUGGAUGACACUUAGCCAAACAAGCCAUUUACACUGAAUCUGAUCUCACAAGUCAGUUCACAUUUGUUUGAAAAAAAGAAGUUUUAAACAUUUUGUACAAUAUGAUAUUCAGUGCAUGGGGGUAAUAUAAUAACCUAAUUUGAAAAAGCUGAGAAAAACACAACCUUGUCCAAAGAGCAGACUUUUCUUUGAAAACUUGCAAUGCAGUGCUUCUUUUCCAAUCUCUGUAGAGGAUGUUCUGUAGCUCCGGUAUGUAACUUUUUCAAAUAUUUUUGUUGCAGAAAUCUGCUCCAAAGCUUGUCUUAAUGUGCAGAGGUGCUGUGGAGGCAUCCCUAGACCCAGACUCAUUGAACAGCACUGGCAGCAGUGCGGAGAUAUUAGCUUCUAAAAGGUUUUGAG
Molecule: messenger RNA, 4156 nt
Organism: Monopterus albus (swamp eel)
Lineage: Eukaryota; Metazoa; Chordata; Actinopteri; Synbranchiformes; Synbranchidae
Gene: runx2b
Product: RUNX family transcription factor 2b
Exons: 8
Coding region: 567-1958 (463 amino acids)
Biological process (GO): regulation of cell differentiation; neuron differentiation; regulation of transcription by RNA polymerase II
Cellular component (GO): nucleus
Molecular function (GO): DNA-binding transcription factor activity, RNA polymerase II-specific; ATP binding; RNA polymerase II cis-regulatory region sequence-specific DNA binding
Source: RefSeq, a predicted model, not a curated record